AAAGGGAGGGGAAGGAGUGCAUUAUUGGAGACUUCAUCCUGACUUCAGGCACCAAAAUCACAACUGUCUCUAUCACUUGUAGUAAAGGAGUUUUCAUCUCAGCAGCAGCCUAUCUGGGUUGUGCAGCAGAAAGCUGUAUUACAGAGGCUUUUUUUGGCAUGUGAGCCAGUCAAAAGCUCCAGUUCUUGAAAGACAAUCUCCAAAUGCUACUUUUGUGAUGAUUCAUGGAUGAAUUAGAUAAAAUGUAGUUCCAGAAAUAAUUUAAUUCACCUUUGCCACUAUCAGAAGUGUUCCUAUCUGUGUUUGUGCCAUAAUGUUUACUAUCUGCAUUUGUUAUAUCCUCCUUGUUUCUUAUCUGCAUUUGUGACAUCCUUUUCUGUUGAUUUUGAUGCUAGUGCUAGUAAAUAUUCUGUGCCUUAUUCCUGGUCAGAAACAGAUUGAGGUGGUGAGAUUUUGGAAUUUCCCUUUAGGAUGACUGUUCUGGGGAGCCUGUUUGUGAUCAGAAGGGCAAAGGUCAAACCAGCAGUUACCAAAGACUGAAUUUCUGGCUUUACAGAAAUUACACAUACAAUUCAUUUUGGCUACUUCUUUCUUUGCCUGGUGUUUGUAUCUAUGCCAGAGUCACAGCCAUACUGACAUUAUGAUUCUCAAGGGUUGCUUAUGUCUAUUUCCUUUGGGGAUAUAUAGAUAUACACACAACCCUUCCAGUGAGGCUGCAUCAGCCUUUUGCAUGCUGAACAUGCAGAGGCUAUUGUUAGCUGAUGGUGCUGGUUUUUAUGAAUUACUUUUCUCUAAGGAAUUAAAGUUCAAGCUGUUGAAGAGGAAGCUGGAGAAACUUUUGGGAUGUAUGAAGCCAAAUUUUAUGUCAUUCUCCUACUACUGCCUUAUGAGCAAAAUCCCACUGACCCCACUGUUGAACUGGCACAAUGGACUGUUUUACACCCGGCCUGAAUGUGAGCCUGUACUUUGGCUGCAAAAGGGAUGGAAGCUCCCUCCUUUCAGUUGGACUGCUUUAGAGGGAAGAGAAUGUGAUACUUGGUUCUCUUCCAGACAGAAAUACGCAGUCAGGCAUUGAUCUGGAAAAAGAGCAUCUCCAAGAAGCCUUGAUUCUCAGAGACAUGCCUGGGAGUCACUGUGCCUCAUGCAUGUGCUGUGGCUGACCUGUGUCAUCAGCCAAGUGAUGACAUCUGCAUCUCUUUCUUCCCUUAUUUGUGAUGCCUGCUUAGUCCUACUGGCUGUCAUGUGGCAUCGAGGCAUAGCACAUUUGUUCUUCAGGGAGUUCUUAGCGUUGAGUACCAGCGCCUGAAUAGCCCAUAUGGGAGUUUGAAGGAGAACAACCUACUCUUUAGCCCCUAUUCCAGCUUAGGUGGAGCCCUAAAUGGCCCUUUUUACAUUACCUUUUUUGUAUGAGAGAAAAAUACAUACUUCAUCAAUGCAGUAUGCAUUGAUCUGCAAUGCAAAACAGUUCCAGGCCUGUCAAGAUGGACCAAAGGCACGGAAAGGGAAGGAAAGCAUCUAGCCAGUGCACCAGGAAACAAAGUUAAUCUGUGAAAGCACAGUGGAUAUAUAUUGACUGAAUCUUUUGUUGUCAUAGGUGAUGGAGUCAAAGGGUGGAAAAUGUUACAGUAGACCCAAGACUCAAUAACUGAGAAAAAGUGCCCUUAGUGUACACACAGAACAGUUGGAGAGUUGCUAAAGAGUUAAAGAUAUUCUUACUGAUGGCCAGAUUUCCCAGAGCCUGCUGGUCAAUAGCUGCUGCCUUAUCCAGUUCUGGAACUUGUUGCUUUGGAUGUAUGCUGAAGGUUACUCAGACAAGCUGCUGUAAGGUGUAACAAGUCUUCUUUCACAACUUUCCCUUGGGUCAGAGCAGAAUGUCUUCUAGAGGAAGGUGUUGCCCAGAAUGUACUUUUGGUUUCAGCUGGUUGAUCACACCACCUCCGCACUGGCUCUGCCCAUCAGAGACUGUAAUAGAGGUUUAAAUGAUGCAGCACUGUGCCAGAAACCAGAGCAGUAACAGUGAGAGUGAAUUUAAAGAAAUCAGGAAAAUGGAGUUUUCAUUUUUUCCAUUGAAUUUUUGGGAACAGAUGGAGCGUCGAUGAGGCAGAGUUCUGGAAGGGACAGUGUGUUUCAAACGUUUUUCUUAAUGUCUUCCCAAUCUGCUCAUACAUUCAUAGCUCCUGCCUGUUUGGCACAGGCCAGUUAGUUUGGGAUAUGAAAAUUUCAACACCCCCGGGCUUCCAGAGGUGGAUGUUCCCCAAGGCCUGUUUAGCUGUGCUUUCUGGGCUAUGGAACUUUUGAUGCAAAGGGCCGUGGGAGCAGCUCAUGGCCUGAUGGGCAAUGUCUUUGUUUACUUCAUUCCAAGUCACUGAAGUGAAGGAUCUGGUCUUUCUGGACAGAGACAAUGACCCUGGAGCAUCUUAACUGAGCACUGUACUGAUCCUAUUAGGAUCAGUCCUGCCUCUUCUAAACGGCCAAAGUGUUUUCUUUGGGGUUUUGUUUCUCUUUUUUUUUUUCUUAAAUCUGGUUAGAGGCCCAGAAGAAUCUAAUCAAGGCCCAGCAGUGCACUGAGCAGCAGUCAUUAUCAUUAUUUAGUCAUCCAGUUGCCGAUUCUUUGCUGUAACAAGAAAUGUUUGUGUGGUUGGAAGCGGGGGGAUGAGGGAAGAUCAGCUUUUCUCUUCUUUGCUUGGAGAGGUUUAAGCACUUUUCCUCUCAAUACACGUGUACCAAAGUGUUGCUCUUUGAAGACAGAUUUAAAGUAAGGCCUUCAGAACUCUGUGACAGCCAGAGUUUAUGAGAGAGGAAUCAAAAAAUGAUUUAAACCAUCAUUAAUUCCUAAAGGAAAUUACUUUCGGCUGUGAACUGUGAAAUAUGAUUACUCUCUCAUUAACUUUCAUAGUUAUGAAUGUAACUGGCCAGCUGGCCAAGUUAGAAUCUAAAUUUCUCCUCAGCCUGGUGUUUUGGGCUGAAUUUUUACUUAUUAAUGACACACAGUAAAUACAUUUGACAGAACUGCUGGGACUUAGUUUCUGUGAAUGCCCAGGCUUGUCUGCUGGCAGACAUGUUGCUUCUUUUGGCUCUGUAGUUCUGUUCCUGGAGAACAGAAGAUCAGCUGUGGGUAGCCUGAUUUGAUAUUCAUUUGUCUUUAGCUCUUAGGGUGCAGAAAAAAGCAUUGCAAGAAAAUACUGAGAUGGAGAGAGAGCACAGUUCAAAUUUUCUUUUCUGCUUCUACAAUUCCCUUCUUUACUGCACUCCUGUAUCUCCUUUUUUACUCUCAGCAGCUUAGCAAAUCACUGUCAUUGGAAGAGGCAGUAAACUCAGGUGCUGGCACAGAGAUUAUGCUAGUAUCUGAGUAUUUUGGGUCUAAAGAAAAAUGAGAGAAUUUUGCAAAACUCAGCCUCUUUCUGUGUCAUAUAGGUGAUUUUUGUCCUGACACAACUUUAACGUUAAUUUAAGCUCUACAGCACAAAGGUUAAGAGCAGUGGUAAACAGCUGGUGCCUUUAUAGAAGCUUUUAAUAUUGAUUGGGGUGUAUUCUGUUGCCUUCACAGUCAGCAGUGCCUUUCAUUGGCUGAGGUGCUGGUUGGAUCACUAAGCACAUCUCCGGCCUAAACUGAGCUUAGGAAGUGCCUUUGUCCUUUUGUAGUAGAGGAGCACAAGCCUGGGUUCUCCUGCCACAAGCAAUCCAGUGAUUAUUGAGUCCCUAGUGUCCCACACCCCAGUUUGGCACAUAUGCCACAAAUCCCAGCUUGCAAGUUUUGCUUCUGUUUUGCCUGAAUGUGUGUGGCAGCCCAGGGUACAAAGGGCUGGAGAUGCUUAUGUGUAGGUGAGGAUGCAGGCUUUGUCAGUCUCAUUCUGUAAUUGCCAUUCAUUUCCUAGGACUUUCCUUGCAGUAAGCAUAUCUGAGCCCCAAGUUUUUCCCUUAUAGUAUUGCAGUUAGCUGGUCCUGAAUUCCACAAAAUUGCUUGGACCAGGGUCAGCAGCCAUUCUAGGAAGAGGAGCGAGGUUAAACUUUAUUCUGUGCAUGGGAGUUAAAAUAGGUCAGCAGAUCAGUAAGAGCUGGAAAAAAUGUUCUACUCAGGUGCCUGCUAAACAGCUGAUCACUCCUACCUUGUGCUGGUGUAAGGGAGUCUGUCCACCUCCCAUGGAGUUCAGCAGUCAGAAGACAACUGCAGCAGGUGCCAUGCCUCUCACUGAGGUUUCCCUUGAGAUGCUGUAGAUCCUGAGUGCAGGUAAACUGGGAUCCUACCAGGUGGUAUUUCAUUCUGUUUUAAAUGGGGCAUCACCAAUCUGCUGUACAGCCUGAUUUUCAACAGCCAAAAGGGGCACUAGGACAGUUCUUCAAUCUUCAGCAAGGAAGACAAAUUUUGCAUUUGCUUUUCUCAGCCAUUUGAGAAAUUUUUUUAGUACUUUAUAUUUUGUAUUAUCUGCUAUUCUCUCUCUAUGCUUAGCAGGUUAUGUGCUUUCACUGGAUUAGUACAUACCUUGUUGUUACAAGGACCUCUUGCUGGCCCUUAACUUCUGUCCUGAAGACUUGCUCCUACUGACAGAUUAAGUUCCCAUCUAGGGUUCUUAAAGUACCUGUAUACAUCUUUCCAAGGAAUUUUUCUCAGUCUCUGAUGACAGUCUGAACCCCUUAUGCCAUGCAGAUUCAUCUGGAAGUGCUUCCUGAGUCCUUGUGCAGUUGGAAGGAGCAGCCUGGCAGAUUGUAGGGGCUGCUGAUGACAGUAUUUCAUUCUGCAGUGGUGCUGCUUCCCUUGCAUUUCAGCUGGGCAGGACUGAGCGGCAGAAUUUAGGCUCAGGUCAAGGGGGUCCACGUGUUAGGAGCUUUGGGGCAAGGUGGAGCUCAUCUUUCAUAGCAGGGAGGGUGCUGUCAUACUAUCCUAACCACAACCUGGGUGGCUGUUUUGUAACAAAGCAGGGCAAGGAUGUUGGGUGAAUGAGUUUUUGCUCAUUGACAGUACUGGGUGGAACUCUGGCAGCAACGUGUUAUUGUGGCUGAGUUUUGUUUUGCAAUUCAAACCCUGGAACUGAACUAAAAGCACUGGCAUGAUGUAAGCUUGCUUGUCUUCCUCCUCCAUCUGCAGAAUGAAGUAACUUCAAUCACUUUUGUUUAGCAUUUCCCAGAUCUAUCAAAAGUACCUCCUUUUCUAAACUGCAUGUCACAGCACCUCUGCCUUCUUCUGGUAGCUGGAAAGCCUCGUCCCACAGCAUAUUGGGGUGGCAUAAAAAGAACUAGUAUAGCUGUGUGCUAUUUACCAAAAUUAAAAAACCCGCAUGGAUUGUGCAACAAAACUUUCCAGGGUAGCUUAUAACUGGUAAAAUUACUCCCUCCAGUGAAUCAGGUUUGACCAGUGGCUACUAGAGCAGGCAUCCAGAAUAUCCUAGAACCAGCAUCUACUUCUGUUAUGCCAAAGACUUCCUUUGUUGAGAAAAUGAAUCUGUUCCUUUUUGUUAUUUCCUUCCACCACCAUAGUGAAGUUAUCUUUCACAAAGACAUGGUAUUAUGGGGAAAAACACAGCAGAUUGUGCAGCAGCAGAUGCCCGGAAAAUUGCAGUGCACAGUACAUUAGUACAGUGGGUUGAUGGUAAAAGAUCAACACUUCAUAAAGCUUAUUAUCCUGCACUCAAGGUUGGCUUUAGAAACAACCAAGCUUUGUGGCCCUGCAGCCAGGCAAAGCUUGGUGCUCUUCACCCAGAUCGAAUCCUGUGAAAAUUAUAUUUUCCAUUCAAGUGCUGGUCUGUAACAGAAACUCCUCCCUCCUUGCCAAGCUGUUUGAAGGUUCUCUAAGCUGGUUUCUGCAAAGGCCAGGAAUGUUUAAACCCCAUCUCGAUCUGACCAUUCUAACUUUGGACCUGAGCCAACUUCUGGAUCCUUCCUUACUUUGCCUCUCCCUGGGUGCCGUGCUUUCAUUCACUAGCUGUUAUUUUUACCGUAUGGGUUUUUUUUAAUCACUGUCAUUUUUGUUACCUGAAGACAAACUAUCAGGGACUUGUUUAUAAUCCCCUGUUACACAACAAAUAUGGCUUCCAACUGACCUGCUCUUAAUGUGUUCCAGGCUUCACAACAGACAUGAAGGAGAUCAAGGAAGUUGUCUUUGGGUUCUGAGGGGUAUCUCCUGUUGUAUAGUGUGUAAAUAUGUGUUUCAUGUUGUGUAAAUAAGUAUGUUUCAAAUAAUUCGUGUUGGUGUUAACUGCACGGCUUACUUUGGAGAAUGUGGGGGCUUUUGUUGGCUUUUCUGGUUUGGUUUUGAGAGCCACAUGUGGGGUUAGGGUUUUUUGUUUGGUUGAUUGGUUUGCAUUUUUUUGUAAAUAGGAGAGUGGGAUCUCACCAGUCAAAACAUACAUACUGUUUUCCAUCACCCUUGAUUCUCACUGUUGAUAUGUUUGAAAUUACCCUCUUCCUCCACCCAAAUCAAACACACCUCAAAUAUAAAGGGACUAGAACUUAACCUAGAUCCAGGCCUGAGUUUUGCCAAUAGUGUCUGGUAUCUGCUGUGGUGGAUGAAAUCAAAAGCCCAGGUACAAGCUCCCCAGCAUUAAUCUUUGGGAUGUGGUAGUAAAUGUGGGCUCCAGAGCCCUUUGUUUACUCUGAUUAGAGCUACCACUGCCAUGUUCACACUGAGAUUUGGGAUUGGUCUUCAAAGAGGUAAAAUAGUGCAGCCCUUUUUGGCCCCUUAGCCAAUAUACCAAGUUGGAGUUAUGCCUAUUUCGGUUUACAAUGAAAUGCUUCAUUUGGUGGGAGGUAAGUAUUGGGAUGCUAAAGGAUUUACUGGAGAGGAAAAAGGAGAGCUUGUGUUGCUGAGUCAGCAUUUGACAGAGGAUCAGUAUGGGCUUAUAUGUGUAGGUAUUUGGAGACCUUUGUUCUGUGUCCUUUGCUAACAUUUUACUGAAAGAAUCAGUAGUGUAAGCUUUGACCUACAGAUCAGUUUUGCUCUAUGCCCUUCUGCAAUCAGCAACUCUUGCCAUCUGUGUUGCUUUCUAGGUCUCAUUUGAAUGCUGAGAUGAUCGUCUUGCAAUAAUUUUCAGUACAUUUUAUCAGUCUGUAAGUUUGGCAGCAGAUCAAUGUCUGUACGUGUGUGUUUGAGGAAUCAAAAUCCAGGGACAGGCUGCAAAUAGAGACACAUUGGAGUGUCAGUCAUGAAAGCCAGUGCUGGUGACAAAGGAUAGUAUCAAGAGGCUUAGGGGACUCCUUCAAAUUAUUUCCACUAUUAAAUUACCACUUGGUCUUGCAUGAACCAGCCUCCAAGGUCUGAGUUGAGGAAGUCUUUGUCCCAGUUGUUCGUGUUGUAGACACUGGCUGUGGAAGGAAGGGUGAUUCUGUGCUGCAGUUCGCCUUCCUCUCUAACGGGCUGCCCAGGUCCGGGGAUGUGUGAGUGUAUGUGUGGAUAUACCCUCGCUCUCCUACAAGCUGCCACCGCCUCCACUCCAUGGCAAGCUUUAGGUAGCCAAGCCGCGCUGUGGUGAGGGCACUCCACUCUAGGGAUGCCCUAGUACUGCUGAUGGCUCAGAAACUUCUUUGAUGCCUGUUGCAAUGCUCAAGGAGUGGGCAUAUGGUACGUAAUAGCCAUUCAAGCAGUUAGUUUCCCCUUGUGUCAUGUCAGGUAUUUAUGCUACAAAUCUCAACUGCCAAGAGCAGAAACUUUAGCUGCCCCUUCAGUUCCUAGCCAUUGAAAUAAGAUCUGCCAUGUCCAGUGCUAAUGAAAAUUUUCCUUCCUAGACAAGUGGAUGCUGUCUGAUAAAAAAAAAAAAAAAAAAAAAAAAAAAAAAAAAAAAAAACCCAGAAGUGCUUUUUCAAGUACUUUCCCUGUAAUUUAACAUCCCUUCAAGGUCUUUCUGUCACUUCUCUUCUCAAGUGCAUCCCAUACCAAUGCUACCCUGGAGUGUCACCUCCAACCUUUUUCCCUUGCCCAGCUCCAUAGCUGCAGGAAGAGACAGUGUCCUUCGUGAUGACAGUGGCAGGGGAGUGACAGGCAGGCUGGGUGGGGGUGGCUGUUGGUGAGCAAGCCUAGUGACAGGAUGGGGUGACUAAGAACCAGCUGGCUAAUUAAAGCACAGCAGUAGGAGGAGCAAAGUAUUUAAGGGUGCCAGAGAGAAAAGAGAUAUGUCUCCACAAAUUUCUUACACUUCAGCAGCCAAGUGCCUGGGCAACACAGUGAAAGGUUUACUUAACUCUUUGGUGCCUCUCAUUGAGUGAAAUCAAGAGACUAAGAAAAUGGCUCCAUUGACUGAAAAGCCUGAAUUGAGACAUAAACAAAAUCUAGAAGUGGAAAAGGCAAGUUCCUCUGCCACAAUGAGCUCUGAACAUGAAGAAAUUGAUGUUGCAAAAACUGUUGUCAAUGGACUGAGCAGCAAUGGUCAAGAAAAAGCUGUUGACGUCCCUUUAUGUACACGUUCUAUUUCUGCCGUUAAAAUAAUCCCUGUGAAGAAAAUGAAAAGUUCUCCUCACCUAGUGCUGCCUACAGAAAUGGAUCCCACAAAAGUCUGCAGUGGAAAAGGAGCUGUAACCCUCCGGGCAACUCCAUCCUAUGAAGGGAAUCGGAAUAUCACUUCACCAUGUCCUCAGGAUGUUGAGCAACCUGAAAGUCUGGAGCCAGAAAACUCAGAAACAGAUGAUUGGAGGUCAUCGUCUAACACUGAUGCCAAUGGGGAUGCCCAGCCAUCUUCUCUGGCUGCCAAGGGUUAUAGGAGUGUGCGCCCAAACCUCUCUUCAGACAGCAAGCCACAGGCCCUUGCUCCACCCCGUCCUCCUCUUCCCAAAGAGGAAAGCUUUGCAUGGCGUCCUCGCACUGACACUAAAGUGACCAACCUGUUGCCAGUGCCCAUCAUGGACUGUGUGUACCUGAAUGCACCCAAGCCUUACACACAGCGUGCAUCACCAAACACUAGUGCACGCUGUUAUUUGUCAUCACCUACCCCCUACGGGGCUGUCCCCAGUGGGAAGCAAGGCUUGCCAGCAGGGCGUUCUCCCUCUUCAGGCCCCAAAGAUGAGGUGCAUGCUGGGCAGGCACUCUUGGAAAGUCACUCCUCGUCGAGUGCAUCAUCCAUACAACUCAACCCUGUCAGGGCAGAUCCCAGUAGUAAGGCUGGAAUGAAUUCCAGUCAUGAGACGAAGGCGGAUAAAAAGGUCAGCAAACUAUAUGUAGCUUGUUUAUCUAACAGCACUUGCUCAGGCGCAUCUCAAAAUUCCACUGGCACCACACAUGACCCAGCAGCCAGCACCAGUUUGGGCGCUGAGCUCACUCAGGCACCAGCCACCAACAUUGUUCCCUCUGUAACAGACACUGAAAAGUCUCUUCCUGCUGCUCCUCCUCCUCCUAUUCCUCCCAGGCCGUACUUUUACAUUGUCCUCAGCAAAGACGCAGUUAGUUAUGGUGCAGGCCAGCCCUCCUGGACUCAGUCAUCACCUCCGCAAGCUGUGAGGGACAGAGUGCUAGAGCCCCAGAGCACAGCUGCCACAGAGGACAGGAUGAGAAAAGAGCCUUACCUUACUCAGCAGCGACAGCCACCAUACAAGGCAAUGGGACGCAGCAUGGACCCAGGUCCUGUGCUAAAUGAAGUCCCCCAGCCUGGCACUGACUAUCCAACCUCCAUCACUUCCAUCAGCAAGUCUGCCUCUGCCUAUCCUUCUACCACAAUCGUCAAUCCCACGAUUGUCCUGUUGCAGCACAAUCGAGAACAGCAAAAAAGGCUUAGUAGCCUGGCAGAUUCAGUGCCAGACAGAUUAGUUUCUGAUAAAGUUGAUUCAGCGCUUCUGCGGGACAAGCCGGCUCAGGAGAGUGUGCCAAGUGAGAAGAGGGCAGUGGAGGAAAAGAGAAGCACUGUCAGGAGCCCUCCCUACAUGGCUGAUACCUCUGUUGAUGACAUUGGAAUUCCACUGAGGAAUACAGACAGAUCGAAGGACUGGUACAAGACGAUGUUCAAACAGAUCCACAAGCUAAAUAGAGACAAUCCUGAAGAAAACCCUUAUUGCCCUACCUACACAUUUCCUGAACUUCCUGAAAUCCAGCAAAAAACUGAAGAAGACAAUCCUUAUUCUCCUACAUACCAGUUUCCUGCGUCUACUCCUAGUCCUAUCUCUGAAGAUGAAGAUUCUGAUUCAUUCUCUCCUCGUUAUUCCUAUUCUGAGGACAGCAGAACCCAAGUUCCCCGCUCCAAGAGUGAGAUGGACAAUAUUGAUUCAGAGAAGGUUGUGAAGAGGUCUGCCACUUUGCCACUGCCUAACCGUGCUUCAUCACUGAAAUCAAGCCCAGAAAGGACUGACUGGGAGCCUCCAGACAAGAAGGUGGACACCAGAAAAUACCGUGCAGAACCCAGGAGCAUUUAUGACUAUCAGCCAGGGAAGUCCUCUGUUCUGAACAACGAAAAGAUGACUCGGGAUAUAAGCCCAGAAGAGAUAGAUUUAAAGAAUGAACCUUGGUAUAAAUUCUUUUCGGAAUUGGAGUUUGGGAAACCGCCUCCAAAAAAGAUUUGGGAUUAUACUCCUGGAGAUUGCUCUAUCCUUACUAGAGAGGAUAGAAAGAGUGAUCUAGAAAAAGACCUCUACCUCUACCAGACUGAGUUAGAGGCAGAUUUAGAAAAAAUGGAGAAGCUUUAUAAAGCACCACAUAAAAAGCCACAGAAGAAUACAGCAGGUGUUACUCCUCUGGAAACUUCCACAGACCAUUCUUCCUACUCCACUUACUCACCCAACUAUCAUGCAGUGAAGAGGGAGUCAGAGCUAGCUGUGGGGGACCCUGCUGCCUUGGAGAAUGAAAGGCAGAUUUACAAGAGUGUGCUGGAAGGUGGAGAUAUCCCAUUCCAGGGGCUGAGUGGUCUCAAGCGACCUUCGAGUUCUGCUUCCACAAAAGUGGAUCGUAAAGGUGGGAAUGCUCAUAUGACUGCACCCUCUUCAGUUAAUAGCCGAACCUUUAAUGCUAGUCAUUCCGGUAUGUUAGGUCACGCAUGUAAACAUAAGAAGCCUUUAUCAGCUGCCAAAGCCUGCAUUACUGAAAUCCUCCCUUCUAAAUUCAAACCCAAACUAGCAGCUCCAGCUGUUUUUGUGCAGGACAAGACGGGUAUCUUGCUGUCUCAUGAGAAAGCUCAAAGCUGCGAAAACCUUCGUAGCUCCGCUGCCUUGUUUGAUAAUAAAAAGGCUUUAAUGGUAGACAUAGGGGAAAGCAUAGAAAACAUCUUCCUGAAGUCAAAGCAAGAGUAUGCCAUUAAAUCUGGCAGUACCAUGAGCCUGCAGGAGUAUGGCACCAACUCUAGGAAAGGCUACCUGUUUGCUGCCUCCAGAAAGAGUGGGGUGGAGUUUACAACACUCUAUAAAGACAUGCACCAGAUCAACCGGUCCAGGAUCCAUUUGGACGCAGUUUCCUCCUGCAGCGUGAAGGAUAUUGCAUCUCAGUUUGAGAAUGAAGCAAAGGACAGGAUGGGUCAUAGCCUUAGUCGAGAGGAUUCAGAGCAGAUCCCCAAAGACACCGUUUCCUCCCGUAUCAGUGCCUUUGAGCAGCUGAUCCAGAGAUCCCGAUCAAUGCCCUCACUUGACUUUUCCAUUGGGCAAAACAAACCCACCACUUCUCUUCAGUCUAAAACUUGUCUGAGUGCUGCAUACUCUGCAGAGAUUCUUCUGGAUUUGUCAAAAGCACACCAAGAAGAGAAGGAUGUUGCCAGCUUUGCAGAUAAAUCCUCCCGCUCCUGCAGCAAUGUGGAAGACACGGCUUCGGAUGUCAGUGAUGUCAUCCCUAUGGACACGCUUUCAGCUUGCACUGAUGAGAUAGAUCUUCUCUCAAAUGCCUCCAAUGACAGUGGCAGCAGCAGCAGCAACCUGAAUGGGCCUCAGAAGCAUAAAAUCAACAGAUGCAAAGGCGCAUGCCCAGCUUCCUACACCAGGUUCACUACCAUCCGAAGGCACGAACAGCAGCAGGCCUCCAGGAACCCUGAUUCCAAAGGGGAUGUCUAUGGGGACAGGAACAUGCUCCCCAGAAAUGUCUACCUAAUGAGCCCGCUCCCAUUCCGAUUGAAAAAGCCCUUCCAACACAAAUCCUGCAGAACUCCGCCCCCAGACUGCCUGGCAAGCCUGGCAGUGCCCAGCCCUGAGAACCCCGAUGACCCCAUACAGCUGCAGGGGAGUGUAGGAAACAAGAGUCACCACUCCCAGCACCAACCUUGCUCCAGAAGCGGGCCUCUUGCUCCCAGGCGCCUGUCCUCCUUUGACAUUGUGGAGAGGCUUAGCUACUUCCCCACCAUGGGGUCUAGCCGGGAUAGCCUCAUGGGCCGGGCUGACAUCCCUGACUCCUUAAACAAUGGGAACCCUGUUUCAUAUGCCCUCUACCACAGCCUGGACACAAACAACAACCCGCAAAGUGAACUUGGGACGUACCUAGGAGAUUCAGAAUCACCAAGGCAUUUUGCACCAGUUGAUUACAUGGAAACUCCGGAAGAAAUCCUCCGCAGGCGGUAUGAUGAUAAAGAGAAACUUUUAGAGGACCAGAGACGGCUUAAACGUGAGCAAGAAGAAGCUGAUAUUGCCGCUAGAAGGCACACAGGGGUUAUUCCAACGCACCAUCAGUUUAUCACUAAUGAACGAUUUGGGGACCUCCUAAAUGUAGACGAUACUGCAAAGAGGAAAUCUGGGUCAGAGAUGAGACCUGCUAGAGCCAAGUUUGACUUUAAAGCACAGACACUAAAGGAGCUUCCUCUGCAAAAAGGAGAUAUUGUUUACAUUUACAAGCAGAUUGACCAGAACUGGCUUGAAGGUGAACACCAUGGCAGAGUUGGCAUCUUCCCACGAUCAUAUAUAGAGUUCCUUCCACCAGCUGAGAAGGCUCAACCCAAAAAGCCCUUACCAUUGCAAGUAUUGGAAUAUGGAGAUGCUAUUGCUAAGUUCAACUUCAAUGGGGAUACCCAAGUGGAAAUGUCCUUCAGAAAGGGUGAAAGGAUCACGUUGAUUCGACGAGUGGAUGAGAACUGGUACGAAGGAAGAAUCUCUGGCACCAGUCGCCAGGGCAUCUUCCCCGUCACUUACGUGGAGGUGCUCAAACGGCCGGUGGUCAAGAACGCCAUCGACUAUCCCGACCCACCCGUGUCCCUCUCCCCCAGCCGCAGCAUGACAGCUUCACCACAGUCUCCCAGCUCUGAGCUGCUCCAUACUCCAACUCCUCCGCCUUUGCCUUUUGCGCGCCGCGCUUUGUCUCCAGAGGUGCAGGCGGUCACAUCCGAGUGGAUUGCUCUGACCGUGGGAGUGUCUCCCAGCACCACUCCCGCCAUAACUCCUCCAUUGCCUCCUCCGCCUGAAGCCUCCCUCUCUCACACUGACUAUCUCUCGCCUUCUGCUGCAGCCAGCCCUUCCCCCACAGUCAGCCUCCACCAUUCUCAUCUCUCUGGCUCCUCGACUCCCAGGUCCAUUAAAUCCCCCUUGCCCUCUUCUUCAUCCAGACCUCAGUCCUCUGCUCGCAGUUUCUACCAGGCCACUCCACAAAACGAAGAAAAGUUUGUUGACUCCCCUUCUCCCAGCGUGACUUACUCUAACUCCUCUCGCUGGGCAGUGGAGAGCCCCGAAAGCAUCCUCGCAGAGCAGCGUGACACCACUGCCAGCCAAGCCUGGCUCCAAAAGGCAGGAGAGGGCAGCAGCCACCCUGAGCAGAGUGCUCAUGCUGUCCCCAAGAUCUCUGUUGAGCGCUGCCUGAAACCAUCCCAACUAGACAUGCGUGCCAGCCCAGAAAGGAGACCGGUGGGUUCCUCUGAGGACAACCAGUUGUGUCAGGAGCUAAUGGCUAUUGUUCAGGGAGGUAAAACAGAGAAAAGAGACAUGAGGAAAGGUGAUACAGGAAAGUUUCAAAGCGGGGAAAAGAAGUCUGCAGACUCAAAAGUAUUCUCUUCAUCUGCUCCUCUCUCUUCCUCUACCCUCACUUCCUCUACUGUCACAACACAGCCACCUCCCAGACUUACACGCAGAGUCAAUAAGCCACAGCCUUCCCACCAUUCAUUGAGAGCUGGACCAGAUCUCACAGAGUCUGAAAAGAGCUAUGUGGAAGCUGUUUGCAAUGAAAUCAUAAACAUUGCAGAAAAGUCUGUUCAUUACUGCAGUACUAUUUCUCAGCCUCUUGACUCUCGCCACAAGGUGACCUCUAAUGACCAUAAAUCAUCUCUCAUCAUUUCUCAGCAACCUCAAGCACAGCAGCAAGGAGCCAGCCCCGAUCGAAGUCAAACACCACGAGACACAGUUAGCUACCAAGCCCUCUACAGCUACACUCCUCAGAAUGAUGAUGAGCUGGAACUGAGGGACGGUGACAUUGUCGAUGUCAUGGAGAAAUGUGAUGACGGCUGGUUUGUGGGUACAUCCAGGAGAACAAGGCAAUUUGGCACCUUUCCAGGCAACUACGUGAAGCUUCUGUACCUGUAAAAUGACAGCGAUCCCACCAUGACAAGGAUGGUGGGAUUCCUUUCCAGAUGGUGUUUUUAAACAGUGAAGAAACAGACAAUUUAUGAAUGUAAUAGACAAGAAAUGAGAAGUGUUAGGAGGAUGUGGUUAUGUGGUACACUAUUGGCUUGAAUGUGUAGCCCUGCUUCCGUGGAGUCAGGGUGUGAUUUGUUUGCUGAAGAAGAGACAGUUUCUAGUUUACAGUGCUGCCUUUCUGUAUUCCUCUCCCUUCCCCAGUAAGAGUUUUGAUGAUAAUCUUAAUUUGUACGGAGUACUUACCUCUGAGAAGGCUUCAGGGAAGCACACGGUAUAGGUUUUGUUUGUGUGUUGAGAUAGGGUAGUGCUUUGGGGCAGUACUCCGCCCUGCAGCUGCUCAUGUUGGUUGGCACAGUUCAGGAGCAGGAGUUCAAGAAACAGGCUUGCUGCCCAGUUUCUGCCUUGCUGAAUACUCACUUUUCUCUGCCUUCCAUUUCCAUGGAAAACACCUUUCCUUCAUGUCAUGCAUCUUAAGACCCAGCAGAGGCAGAGGACAGCUGAUACAAUUGAAUUCAGAGCUCUGUGUGGAAAAGGAGUUUGGGACUGGUGGUUUAAUCCAGAGAGGUCAGCCAAAGCAUAAUGCAAAUGUGCAGAAAUCCCAAACCCUUCAGCAAGGUAUUACUGCUCUCUGCAGGGUUUUUUCUUUUGUGCAGGGGGUGUGUGUGUGAAUGUAUUGUGUGCAAAAUUAACCGAGUCCUGUUUUUUUUUUUUUUUUAAAGAGAAAUCAGCCUAGCUUUGACAUUUAUCUGCACAAAGAAUAGAACCAAUAAACACAACAUCCAUGAGGGCAAAUCCUGUUUAUGAGUCCUACGGCUGUUCACUUUCUCUGCCUCUCUUGCCCUGCCACUGGCCCUAAAGGAUCACACACCUUUUCCAGUAUAUGCUUUGGGAUUAAAUGUUGGGGCUUCUUUCCCAGCAUUAAAUCUUAGAGGCUCUGAUAAAUCUGAGCAAUGUAUCACUGAGGGUGCCUUUUUUUUUUUUUCUCAUUUUGGUUACAAUGUUGAUGGUAGGUCAAAUAAAGACAUGCAUUUUGGCUGCCUCUUAGUCAUACAAAAAAGUCUAAUCAAUUUGGAAAGCUGUUCCCAGCAGUUAUUACCAGUUACAUAGAUUUGUAUUUCCUUGAGGGGGGAAAAAAAACCCCCAUGGCUUGGCUGUAUGUUUGCCUGUAAAUCCACUAUGAAUACUCUUUUGAUAGACUUUGUUAUUAAGAAAAAGCAUAAACAAAACCAGUUCUAUCAGACUCUGCUUCCUACAAUUGCCGUACAAAUAGCAAAGAGUAGAUUGCUAUUUUGUCAUAAGCCGUAUUUAAUAAUAUAAAAUGCCUAUUUUUAUGCUGAUGCUUUUAUACAGAUUUAUUAAGAGUAAACUACAACUAACUGUUAGCACGACUUGCAAUGUUUUGAUAAACUAGCCAUGCUCCUGGGUUUGAAAUCAAGUAGGCUUGUCUUCCGUCUCAGUCAGCGGAAGAGAAGACUCUGUGUCUCAGAAGUUUGACUGUAAAUAUGUAUAUUUAACUUUGUACAGACAAUGUACUUACCUUGUAUAGAGAAAUAAUUUAAACACAUUGAGUGAAGGGAGGGGAAAAAAGGCAGUUGUGAAAGGUUGGGAUUUUUUUCCACUUUAAUUUAAGUGAUGGAAUUCCAUGUAUGUUCACAUAAAGAGUUUUAGCACAAAAUAUUCAUUAUGAAAGGUUUCAGAUAUGACACAAAGCACCACUGUUUAUUUUCUGCAGGAGGUAUCUUGAAUCCUGCAUCUCAUUUAUGGGUUAGUUGUUCUGCUUUGGGUUUGCCCUCCAGUUAUUUGCAACAAUGUUUAGGCCUGUUGGUAAGAUUGGAUAACACCAAAUAAAUCUAUCCAGCAAAGUAACAUGUUGAUAUUGAUUGUAUAUAACAUACUCAUUUAGUUAAUUUUCUGUUCCUGCUCUUGCCAGUUUAAGUUAAACACACACACACACGCAACACACAUAUCCACACAAACUGCAACUUCUUUUUGUGUUGAUUUUUUGUUUCUUAUUGCAGUGGAUUACUAUUUGGCAAUUAAUAAAUGGAAUUAUUGAAUUACUAUUGUGUUCCUUGUACAAAUUAUUAAAUAAAAUCUACUCUGGUUGUUCCUGUA
Molecule: messenger RNA, 16551 nt
Organism: Motacilla alba alba
Lineage: Eukaryota; Metazoa; Chordata; Aves; Passeriformes; Motacillidae
Gene: SORBS1
Product: sorbin and SH3 domain containing 1
Exons: 35
Coding region: 8212-14382 (2056 amino acids)
Biological process (GO): cell-substrate adhesion
Cellular component (GO): cytoplasm; nucleus; cell-substrate junction
Molecular function (GO): protein binding
Source: RefSeq, a predicted model, not a curated record